GUAAGGCUAGUCACAGCUGUUGCAAGGAUACUUAAAUCUCUUCUUCCUUUCGCUCACAUCUCCUUUCCUUUCUCAUUCUCCUCAUCCACAUAUUUUGAUUUAUGACUCACCUUGUUCUUCAGUUCCCUUGAACCAAAUCCAUUAUCACUUUUCCAUUAUCGCUGUUCACCUUGAGUGCAUUCUUGUUGGCGCACCAGUUUGAUCGUCCGUAAACAAUUAAGGCUCAGUUACCCCCCCAUUUCAUCAUGGCGCAGGCAAAGAAAACCCCUUCCCCCUCGUGUGCUACCUCUCCUUCUCCAUCUCGUUCACAGAAUGGAGACCAGCCACGGACUCCUCCCAAUAAGAAGGGGAAGGCAGUCGUGAACUCUUCUCCUGAGAGCCAGGGGUCCUCCAAAUCCCCUCAGCGGCAGAGGGCAUCUCCCAAAAAGAAAAAGAAGAAGACCGCACGGUCCGCGCCGCAAGAGAUUGAGACUGAACCAACGAAAGGGAUUGAAGCGGUCGUUGGACCGAAGAAGUCCGUUAGCCCGGCUUCGCGGAAGCAUGGAGAGGCCUCCCAGGCCAAAAGGGCAAAGGGUGCAGCAAGCCCCGGAAGAGCCCCAGGGGCCCAAGUGCCGACCACUUCGCCUGCAUCUGCCACACCGCAGAGCAGCAAGUCUUCCUCUUCCUUGACAGAGGAAGAGCUUGACAAGAUCUACCCUGGCGCGAAGAAGGACAGGGAAUCUGAGGCGUCCAAGGUCGGGCGUAUCCUCUUCGAAGCCUUCGACGAGGUUGGGAAGACUGGAGGAUCACGAGGCCUGGAAGCGAGUCGUUGGGCUCCCGGUGCAUCGGAGUCCUCUUCUCCCUCCGCAGACGAAAAAGAUCGAACCAAAAACAGGCAACGCAAGAAGAGUCGCUCGCGUGGCAGAAGCAAGAAGAAAGUUUUUUCCAAGAGCUCUCCUUCUCCAUCAAACGAUACCCCCUCCCAUGCGAACAACAAACUGCCCGCUAAGAGCGCGAAGAUCAUGGCUCCAGCACACACAGUUGCUCCGAUUCUGGACACCCCGGAGUCAAAGGCAACAGAGAAGGACGCGGCACAUGUGGCUCAGGUUCUUUUUGACGCAUUCGACGAACUUAGCAAAGACUCCCCGCGCCCCGGCCUUGAGGCCAGCCGAUGGGCCAUCAUCCCUACAGGGAAAACUCCCGUUCGAAAGGAAAGCAAGCCUGUGAACAAAACCCCAGCCGUCAGUAAGGAUGAACAGACUGUGAAGAAAGUGGUGUCUACGAAUGUUACCAAUCUCAACAACACAUCGGCCUUCAUGGCUGCAGUUCGAGGUCGCUCCACCCAAGCUGCCAAAGGCGCAUCUGAAUCCGUUGGAAAUAGUAAGUGUCUUCCCGACUAUGUCUCUUCGAUGGCAUGUCCUGACGGGUUUUCAGUGGUUUCUGCAAGUAAACCAGAAGCUCCUUUGGAGGUUCAGCUUCAAAAGUCUCCAGAGCAUAAAUCUGAUGUUGCAAGCCAAAGCCCAACUUCAGUUAAAAAAACGCUCCUCACCUCAACUAACUCCCCAGCCCCCGUUACGUCUUCGAAAGGUCCGACGACAGGUAAAGAAGACCGUGAACACCUUAGCUUCUCCAGCAGUGGGGCAACUCCGUCACCAAGAUCAAGACCACGUGUUGAGCUUCGACGCGUUAUCCUGUCUCCAAUCCCAGAAUCCUUCGCAUCCCCAAGCAAGGUCUUUUCACUCAUUCAUGGCGGUCGUAUCGAAUCCGUAAGAUAUUUCCCGCAGUCAAAGUCUGCACAUGUUCUUUUCUGUGAUCCUGCAGCUUGCCAGAGGUACUACGACAAGUAUCCGAAUGGAAUCGAGGUCAACGUGAGUGGCCGCAAGGCUAUAAUUUUUGUGGACUGGCAUAAGGAGGUGGACAUUGUUAGCUCCCGCCUUAGAGAAUCCUUGCGCCUGGGGGCUACGCGUGUCGUACGUGCUGUCGGUGCCGAUUUGGCUCUGAACAUGAAGGAGCUGGCGGAUCUCCCCGAGAGACUGAAUUUCAAAUUGGAAAAGGUCAUUGAUGUGUUUGAUGCUUCAAGCAGAGUUCGAGCCGUCACAUUCCGUCUCUCCUCUAUUGAAAAUGCUGUCCGCCUGCGCUCCUAUCUAAUCCGCCAGGAUGACUGGCAGCAAGCAAAUGUGCAGUUUGGUGUUGACCCUUGCGAACUCGCAAGAGGAAUCCACUGGGACUAA
Coccidioides immitis RS is the source of this 2210-nucleotide messenger RNA. RefSeq lists its product as uncharacterized. The transcript is spliced from 5 exons. NCBI's taxonomy places the organism in Eukaryota, Fungi, Ascomycota, Eurotiomycetes, Onygenales, Onygenaceae. The coding region runs from base 246 to 2210 and encodes 654 amino acids. The record is from RefSeq and is a predicted model, not a curated record.